Molecule: messenger RNA, 1137 nt
Organism: Necator americanus (New World hookworm)
Lineage: Eukaryota; Metazoa; Nematoda; Chromadorea; Rhabditida; Ancylostomatidae
Exons: 3
Coding region: 1-1137 (378 amino acids)
Source: RefSeq, a predicted model, not a curated record
AUGGACGACAGUUGGGUGCACAACGAAACCAACACCGCCUACAUUUCGCGACGGAACCUUCUCUCCACGAAUGACGAGUAUACCGUCAUUCAUCUGUCGUACGUCGCUCCUUCUGCACUUGGUCUCCUGCAGAGCAAUCACGUGAAAUUUGAUACGCUCUGCAGCCCCGAGAAGGGCAUGCAGACCCUACCGGAGGACGAACCUCCGCUGUGCAUCGCAGUUCGACGCCCAGUGUCACCUUCACGCCACUAUGAGGCGGUAAACCGUUGUGGAGGUCUUCGCAAUAAAGGUACUCCAAAAUCAGCACUUAACAAUAUCAAAGGAAAAAAUAUCCAGAAGAAGGUGGAGAAGGAACUCGAGAGAUUGGACAAAAAUAUAGCCGACAUGGAAAUCGAACUCGAUCAAGUAGCAAAACAAAGCGGUGAGGAAAGGACGGGUCUCAUUGAGAUAAAACACAUGCUGGCAGACCUGGAAAAAAGACUCGUCUCUUCAUCGGUGGACAACAAAGAUAAAAAUAAGGAAACGAUUCUUGAAAGAGAACAAUGCAUCAAUACGGUUAAAGAGCUAGAAAACACCGAAGAAUCCAACCAAGAAGCGAACCUCACGGAGGAACCUGAACAGGACAAUAAACACGAAAGGGAUGCAAUUAUGUCGGAUGAUGACUAUCUGACAUGGCUUGUAGCAGAGAACACUAUGGAUGAAGAGGAAGAAAUGGACGAAGAAAUAGUUGCCACUGCCGAGACAGAAAUAUCAAUACCGAAAGAGAGAAUUGAAACGUCAACUCCCAAAAACGAGAAAAGGAACAAGAGAAGACGUAUGGACUCAGAUUGCGAUUCAAUAACCAAUAUCUCAACACUUGAGCAAGACCUGCGCGAUCUACGAUACGGACUUCACUAUCUGCCACAACGGAAAAUAGGAGAAACAUCCAGUGGAGUAGCCCCUCACAUAAAAUACAUUUUUUUUUAUAUAUUGGGGAGAACGCUUGAUGCUUACAUUCGCCGACGCAACCAUAUCGCUCGCCUGAGUAUAAAAGGAUGUCCCACAACCGUGUUGGCAGCCUUCUCAUUCGACGGCCAACAAGGCAACAAGCAUCGCAAUACCCGCACAGCUUCAAUAAACAAUACCAACAAGCAGUGA